AUGGAAAGAUGGCGAGAAGCUGAUGGAUUAAUACUUACAGAAGAUAAACUGCCAGAUGGCGUACGUCCACCAGGACAAUUAUGGUUUACACUUAUACAUGAAUCUCCUGUGCAUAUCGCAAUCGCAAACUCUCUGAAGAAUGAGGUGAACUUUACCAUAUCUUAUCGUUUCGACUCAACAGUUUAUUCUUCGUAUGGUUAUUAUGAGCCACAUAUCAAAACUCACGGACCAGAGACGAGAUAUCCACUACCUUCUCGUAACAUUGCGGCUGGGAGAUCUAAAAAGGUGGCGUGGUUUGUAAGUAACUGUAUACCGAAGAGCCCUAGAAUGGUAUAUGCCAAAGAAUUAUCUCGACAUAUAUCCGUUGACAUAUACGGUGGAUGUGGCACGAAAUCGUGUCCGAAGAAUAAAGCAACAUUUGCUUCAACGCCUGAAUGUUUAAGUACGAUUCGUGAAAACUACAAAUUUUAUUUGAGCUUUGAGAACAGUUUGUGUUCGGAGUACAUAACUGAGAAACUCUACAGAAAUGCCCUCAACAACGAUAUACUUCCCAUUGUGAUGGGAGCUUCAAUUGAGGAAUACGAAAGGGUUGCUCCGCCAUACUCGUUUAUUCACGUAGAUCAGUUUGAAUCACCAGCAAAACUUGCAGAAUACUUGAAUUACUUGGACAAAAACGAUACCGCCUACAAUGAAUACUUCGCUUGGCAUGGUCAUGGUAUUAUCCACGACUGGGAUUCUCAACCACAGUGCGCUAUGUGUUUACUAGCACAUACUUCUCCCUUGUUUGGACCGUAUUGGAUUCCACAAGUAGCCAGAUGGUGGAAUGAUGGAUGCAACGGACGGAGACUGCGAUGGGGAUCGUAA
Molecule: messenger RNA, 864 nt
Organism: Trichobilharzia szidati
Lineage: Eukaryota; Metazoa; Platyhelminthes; Trematoda; Strigeidida; Schistosomatidae
Source: the annotation of a GenBank genome assembly